Grus americana (Whooping crane) is the source of this 1724-nucleotide messenger RNA. RefSeq names its product complement C5a receptor 1 (gene C5AR1). NCBI's taxonomy places the organism in Eukaryota, Metazoa, Chordata, Aves, Gruiformes, Gruidae. Gene Ontology annotation, molecular function: G protein-coupled receptor activity; complement component C5a receptor activity. Gene Ontology annotation, biological process: phospholipase C-activating G protein-coupled receptor signaling pathway; complement receptor mediated signaling pathway; inflammatory response. The record is from RefSeq and is a predicted model, not a curated record. The coding region runs from base 39 to 1220 and encodes 393 amino acids. Gene Ontology annotation, cellular component: plasma membrane. The transcript is spliced from 2 exons.
CCCCUCGUUACACCUCGAGAUGAAGCUUUCUCGGCGCCAUGGCCCCUCCCAAGUUGCCCCCGGCUUCUUCUUUCUUUUUUUUUUCUUGCCUCCACAAUCUCUUCCUCCUGGCUGGCCGUUGCUUCCUGUUCGGCGCCGUAUAUAAAAGCCCGGCGCCACCCGUUCGUUCCAUCGGGGAGCGCGGCCGCAGGCGGCGAGGACCCAGCUGGAGCGACGAUUCCAUAUACGAUCUCGAUGGCUAUGAAGUCCCUCACAGCUACCGCUUCGUCCUGGCGCUCUACGCCCUCAUCUUCCUCCUGGGCGUCUUGGGCAACGGGGCCGUCAUCUGGGUGACCGGCUUUGAGCUGCGGCGCACGGUGAAUGGCAUCUGGUUCCUCAACCUCUCCAUGGCUGACCUCCUCUGCUGCCUGGCCCUGCCCUUCCUGGCCCUGCCGCUGGCCCGUGACCACCAUUGGCCAUUGGGUCACUUCGCCUGCAAGCUGCUGCCUUCCCUCACCAUCCUCAACAUGUUCGCCAGCGUCCUCCUCCUGAUGGCCAUCAGCAUCGACCGUUGCGCCAUGGUGAUGCGACCGGUGUGGUGCCAAAACCACCGGACGGUGGGGCUGGCCCGGGGGGCUUGCGUGGCCGCCUGGUUCCUGGCUGGGCUCCUCACCCUUCCCUCCUUCAUCUUCCGUACCACCCGUUCCGACAUGUUCUCCGAGAAGACGACCUGCGUCCUGGACUACGUGGCUGUGGGACGCCACCAACAUCUCACCGAGCUCAUCACGGCUGUCACACGCUUCAUCUGCGGCUUCCUGGUGCCCUUUGUGGUGAUCACGGCUUGCUACAGCCUGCUGUUGACCCGCAUCCACAGCAAGGGCUUCUCCCGCUCCCAGAAAGCUGUCAAGCUCAUCUUGGUGGUCAUCAUCAGCUUCUUUGUGUGCUGGCUGCCCUACCACAUCGUGGGGUUGAUCCUGGCUUCCACCCAUCCUCACAGCAGGUUGUUUAAGGGCGCCCUGGAAGCUGACCCCAUCGUGGCUGGCAUUGCUUACAUCAACAGCUGCAUCAACCCCAUCAUCUACGUCAUCAUGGGACAGGACUUCAAGGACAAGUUCCAGCGUUCCUGGAGAGCCGUGUUGCGGGGCGUGCUGAGUGAUGAUCCUACCACCAGCACCAUGGGGGACAGCAGGAUGAAGACCAAGUCCACCAUGGAUGACCGUAGCGUCAGCACCACAGUGUGACCAGGAGCGAGGUGGCUCCGGGGCUGGAACCUCCCUUGCGUUGCUUGAGGUCACCACCUUCUCCUCUCUUGGGGAUCCCGCUGGGCCCCGUAGAGAGAAGAUGUCUCCAUCACCCCCUUUCCCCACGUGGUUGCAGGCUUGGGAAGCUGUGUGCCCACCUGCCCCUGGGGACCUCCUCCUGCCUUCCUCCAUGGCCUGCCAGGGGCGAGAGGACUUUGUCCUUGCACGCAAUACCAUGUUUUGCUUCUCUAGCCCAAGCAUGGACUCUAUUUCCAGCUCCUCCCCACUCUCACCUGCCCCACGUCUCCACCUCCCAGCCCCACGUCUCCACCACCCAGUGAAGUCCAAGAUGUGGGUGAGCCCACCUGCAGGCCAAACCCCCCUCCAUCACCCCAAAAACUCAACUCCACCCCACUGAUGGGGGGCUGGUGGCUGCCCUUCACGGUCACCCUGCCUUCACCGUAGCCAUGUCCACCGCUGCCAAUAAAUACUGAAGUUCCUCAA